This is a messenger RNA of Durio zibethinus, 1505 nucleotides long. RefSeq names its product Phosphotyrosine protein phosphatases superfamily protein (gene PFA-DSP1). The record is from RefSeq and is a predicted model, not a curated record. Gene Ontology annotation, molecular function: phosphatase activity. Gene Ontology annotation, biological process: protein dephosphorylation. Lineage: Eukaryota; Viridiplantae; Streptophyta; Magnoliopsida; Malvales; Malvaceae. Gene Ontology annotation, cellular component: cytoplasm.
CAACCGAUGUUCUUCCAUGCCGUCCCAAUCUUCUAUUUCUUUUUGUACUAAAAUUUCUCACUUUAAAAAAGUGAAAAGUCCGGAUGUAUAAAUAAACCAUGUUCAUCUCCAAUCUCCAUCUUCCUUUAACUCCCUCUCCCUCCACUUUUAACCAACGGCUUCCCCACCCCCAGUUUUCACACUGAUAUUACCAUAGAUUUUUUCUCUCUUUUUAACUGUGAUCACCCUGCAGCCCGAGUCAGAAUCGUCCCUUACCCCCAAAAAGCACAUACACUUUGAUCCCAACGCUCUCUUACUCUCUCUUUUUCUUUCUCUUUCUCUUUCUUGUAACUAUAUAUUGUCUUUUUUUUUUUUUUUUUUUCAAUCAUGAAAGAAGACACUAAAACCAAACUAACCCAAAACCAACAAGGGAGCCAAGAGAUGUGCAGAACCAUAGAAGUUGUUGCCACCGUUGACCACGUCGAUAUGUCGCCUCCGGUCAUGUCCCCGGUGGUGGUUUCUUCCAACACUGGUGAUGACCUUAACUUGAUUCCUCCAUUGAACUUUGCUAUGGUUGACAAUGGCAUCUUCAGGUCCGGUUUCCCUGGCUCUGCCAACUUCUCUUUUCUCCAAACACUUAACCUCAGCUCCAUUAUAUAUCUGUGUCCGGAGCCGUACCCAGAAGCCAACAUCGAGUUUUUAAAGUCCAAUGGAAUCAGGCUUUUUCAGUUUGGAAUUGAAGGUUAUAAGGAGCCAUUUGUAAAUAUUCCAGAGGAUACAAUUCGUGAAGCUCUAAAAGUUGUCCUUGAUGUAAGGAAUCACCCAGUUCUAAUUCACUGUAAACGAGGGAAGCAUCGAACUGGCUGUCUGGUUGGAUGCCUAAGAAAAUUGCAAAGAUGGUGUUUGUCAUCUGUCUUUGAUGAGUAUCAAAGGUUUGCAGCUGCAAAAGCUAGAGUUUCUGAUCAGAGGUUUAUGGAGUUGUUUGAUGUUUCUAGCUUAAAGCAUCUGCCAAUGUCAUUUUCUUGCUCGAAGAAGUGAACCACCGCAUAUUGAAUGGCUUUUGGUUUCUUUCAUUUGCAGAGAAGAAUGAUAGGUCCUGCAUCAGAAUAAGUAGGAAAAGGUGAUGAGUUCCUGAGUUGCAUUUUGGUGGUAAAGGAAUUAUUCUUCUUUUUCCUUUUCGUGAACAAUAAAAGGCAUACAUAGUAGCAAUGUCCUGUUGUGAUGUUCAGAUCUCCCUCCCCAUCCCUUUCUUCAUGUUUUUCUUUUCUUCUCUACUUCUUUUACUCAGAAGCUUCUCUGCUUGCCAUGGCGGAUGCAACAAUUAUCCAAGUAGAUAUAUCCAUGUCCUUAGACAAUUCUUACUGUGAACAAGAAUCAAGAUUUCAGCUAUUCUUCCUGCCAAGUUGUUUCUGCCUAUGAUUAUAGGCAAGGCGGCUAGAAAGGCAAUGUAUAUGCAUGAUUCUAGUUGGCUAUUCCAUUAUCAAUCAUAUAGAAAAAUAAAUCAGUCCUUCGGAAACAUUUUCCUU